AUGGCGCGGGAUACAGUGAUUCGUACUUCACAUUGGCGAUUCAGUUCCUUUCUCCUUCUCGGUGCAAAGGAUCCCCAAUCCACAAUCUCAAUCCUCUUCUCGGAAAAUAUAAAGCUUGAAGCCAUGCCAAAAUUACCCGAUAUACUGCUUCACCUGCGUCGUUCCCAUGGUGACGGAGCUGAUACUCGCAACGACUUCGAUCUCUGUGGUGUGAAAGUGAAAUUCAAAGAUCUCUGUCUUCUCUCUGAUGAUCUCUUCAAGCACCUUCACGUCAAAUUUGAACUUUUUUUCUCCACUUUGCGGGAUCUUUCUGAAAGUGGGUCUCGUCAAGUGCCCGAAUUGCAUUCGAAAUUGUGGGAAAUUGUUCAAGACCUAACGUUGGUUCUCAGGUCCUGUCUCAUUAUUUUGACAUUGCUCGAGUCUGCACAGCAGUCCCUGCUUAAAAAGUGCCGCUAUAUCUGUCAGAUGUUGAAUAUUUUUUAUUCCAUUGAGGUGAAUGAGAGAAAUGGAAGAACCCAAAUUACAUUUGAGAAUAUGGGCUCCCGUGAAUUCAGUGCAAGCAGUGCUGAACUUUCCACACCUGCUUCUUUCGAGCUAAAUGAUCCUUGCCGUCCAUUUCUAUGUUCAGUGCUGGAGGCAUUCGCGGAUGAGUGUUUAAAGCAUCCAUCUUUAAGGAAGUACAUUAUGUACAUGGAAUCAUCUUCUUCGAUCAGAGAAAAGGAUUCAACAUUUCACUUGAACCAUGGUUAUAUUGCGAGUGUCCUAGAGAUAACAUCUGCCCAUUUUAUGCUGUCAGUUACUGAUGAGCAAGCACUUGAGAAGUUCAUCGGCAGAUUACUUCUGCCUUGUGGCAAGGAUUCAAGAGAUAUUGAACUAAGUUUAGAAGCUUCCAUAUCAUUGCUGCUCAACCCUAUUUUGCUUUCUGCACCAAAGAUGUUCCAGGCACAUGUAAUUUCAUUAGUUUCUGAGGCCAUUGGUCAUGGCUUAUCUUCUCAGAACUUGGUUGCGGAUAGCCUUGUGGACUGCUACCUUACAGCAUUUGAAAGAUCAGUCAUUCUGUACUCAAUGCAUGCUUCUAGUUUGCAAACGGAUGGUUAUUGCAUAGGAUUCAAAUGUUCUAAUCAUUCUUAUCUACUUGGAAGAAGCCAGAUAAAAUUUGAAACCUACAUUCAGCAAGUCACAAAGAACAAACUAGAUGAUCUUGUAUCAAAACUGGAUGGUUCGUGGGAUUCUUAUCACUGCAAAAUGUCAUCCAAAACGGAAGCCAACCGUUUGACUGAAUAUGUUGCUUAUAUGAAAGAAAGCCAACAUAUAUUUCCUGAUUCAUGCAGGAACACAAUUUUCUCCAUCUUAGAAUGCAUUAUUCGUAGAACUUUCUCCGAAAAUGCUGCUGGGGAUGAAUUCUAUACAAAGAAAAUUGCUGGUGCUCAGGAUAUAUGCCUUCUCACAUCAAUAUUGAGGUUAAUGAGCAUAUCACUAAUUCAAGCCACUCGGUGCCUAAGUAAUGGUGGUAAUUCAGGUUGCCUGAAGACUUUGGAAAAUGCCUCUUUGCCGGAAAGAUAUGAUUUCUUGAUCAGCACUGUUAGCUGUUUCCAACAGGGUGAUAUAUGUUUACCCAUUCAAAACAUGUUGUCUGAUGUGAUGAAGAGUCACCGUGCAAGGCCUGAACACUCCAAGUCAAUAUUUCACUUUUCGGGCUUGUUAUCUUCAAGUUUAAUUCAUGGAUUUGAUAUCUUGGCAAAGGCAUGCAUAUCUGUAAUUACGGCACUGAUGUAUCUAUUCAUAUUUGUAGAGGGGGAUUUAGUAGCUUUAGGAUCAUUGAAGGAUCUACCAUUGCCAUCAGAAAUGCCAGUGGUUAAAGCUAGAGAGGAUGCUGUACACAAAACUAGCUACAAAGUUGCAUCAGAGUUUCAUAAAAUUUGGGCACGUCAUUCCAGAAUGAACGCCCCAUCAAGCUUCCAACAAGGAAUCCGAGAGACUGAAGCAGAGAGUACAUGGACAGUGCCAGUUCUUGAUCCUUUCUCCUUUGACAUAGAAGAGGAAACAUGUAAUGGUGAGAUGUUCCUUGAAUGCAUUCUUGAAAAAUCCAGAACAUCUGAUUAUGCUGAUCUAGUGGACUUCGUUGAGUGCAAGAGAGGGAAAGACUAUCAUGGCUGGUUGAAGAACCGAGAGAAAUACCGAAGAUGGAAACGUCACAAAGUGGAUAAUACGAGGAAGAAGAGCAAGAAAAAGUUGUGGAAGGUUCUUAAGUGUUCGAAGACAUCACUUCCAAGGAAAAGAUGAAACGCCAGAAGGGGUGAAAUAUAUGGUACAUAAUCUGUGCUUCCAUGCUUCUUGUACAUGUCUACUAGUAGCCUCCUUUGCCUC
Molecule: messenger RNA, 2367 nt
Organism: Neltuma alba
Lineage: Eukaryota; Viridiplantae; Streptophyta; Magnoliopsida; Fabales; Fabaceae
Exons: 4
Coding region: 1-2283 (760 amino acids)
Source: RefSeq, a predicted model, not a curated record